This is a messenger RNA of Knipowitschia caucasica, 1341 nucleotides long. The record is from the annotation of a GenBank genome assembly. Lineage: Eukaryota; Metazoa; Chordata; Actinopteri; Gobiiformes; Gobiidae.
AUGGCAGACAGAAGGACUUUUAAUGUGGCUAUUUUAGGUGUUGGCUUUUUGUUCCUUUUUACGGCAUUCACGACUUGUGGGAAUGUAGAACAAACGGUUGUGAAAAGUCUGGGAAAUGAAACGUUUUCUGGGAGUGGAUACUACAGUCUUGGCAUCAUUUAUGGGAUUUUCUCCUUCUCCAAUCUGCUUGCACCAACUGUUGUUGCUGUUAUUGGUGCAAAACACUGUAUGUUUUUGAGUGGCCUUCUCUACAGUGGUUAUGUUGCGGCAUUCAUUCUUCCCUUCACGUGGUCCUUUUAUUUGACUUCAGUGCUGAUUGGCAUCGGAGCGGCCAUGCUGUGGACGGCUCAAGGACACUUCCUGGUGGAGAACUCCGAGGCCUCGACCAUCAACAGGAACACAGGGAUGUUCUGGGCUCUGCUGCAGUGCAGCAUGAUAUUUGGCAACCUCUAUAUUUACUUUGAAUGGAACGGAGCCACUGAAAUUACAGAGAGCAGCAGGAAGAACGUGUUCCUGUCGCUGUUCGUGGCCUCAGUUUUGGGCACGAUGAGUUUCCUGGUUCUGAGACAAAGUCAGUCAGAGGAGGAUAUGCUCUCAGAGGACGAGGGUCAGUCACUACUAUCAACACGAAUGAGGUAUCAGCACAGAGCCACAAGUGCAAUGCAAGAGGCCAAGGAUGAGUUCAAAACCAUCUUGCAACUUUUGAAGACCAAGACUAUAGUCCUCCUGAGCCCUUGCAUGGCGUACAGCGGCCUGGAGUUAUCGUUUUAUAGUGGCGUGUACGGGACGUGUAUUGGCGCUACUACGCACUUUGGAGGGGCUGCCAAGGGCUUGAUUGGGAUUUCGGGGAUCGUAAUAGGCGUUGGAGAAAUUGUGGGAGGAGGAUUCUUCGGGCUGCUGUGCAAGAACAAUCGCUUUAGACGCACCUCAGUGGUCUUCCUGGGAAUGGUGGUGCAUUUUGUUGCGUUUUAUUUGAUCUUCUUGAACAUCCCGGCCGACGCUCCUGUUGUCUUUAAAACAACCACUCAAAUGAUUCCGUAUCUGUCUCCCAGCGUGUCAAUUGCUCUGCUGUGCAGCUUCCUCCUUGGACUCGGAGACAGUUGCUUUAAUACGCAGCUCUACAGCAUCCUGGGGCGCAUUUACGCCGAGCAGAGCACCCCUGCCUUUGCCAUCUUCAAAUUCAUCCAGUCCGUCUUCGCGGCCGUAGCGUUCUUCUACAGCGGUCACCUCCUGUUGAUGUGGCAGCUGCUCGUGAUGGUGGUCCUGGGGUUCAUCGGGACCCUCUGCUUCUUUGUGGUGGAGAGGAUGCAGAACUUCACCGGGGAUCUGCAGGAAUAUUAA